GCGUUUAAACUUCCCUUCAGGAAAAAAAUCAGUGCGUGGCUGGAGAGGCAGAGCGGGGAAGCGGGAGCGGUGCGGAGCCCUCUGGGAGCCGCUGCCCGUCGGAGGCUGCAGCCAGGCGGGGAUCGGCCGCUUCUGCCAGGGAACCAGCGAUAAGAGGAGAGGACACAGCCUGAGGCUGCAUCUGGGGAGGUAUCUCAAGAUGGAAUUUAGAAUUAAACACACGUGGGAUGGUUUGCCUGUGAGCCAUGAGCCGGUUUCAAUUGGGCUGAGGCCGGAUAAUGAAGGACUACUGAUGGAAGUUCAUGCUCCUUUCUUUAAUGACCCUCCAGCACCACCCGGAGAGCCAGGGAAACCUUUUGGUGGACUGUGGGACUAUGAGGUUGUAGAAGCAUUCUUUCUGAGUGACAGAACUGAGCAGUAUUUAGAAGUUGAGCUUUGUCCCCACGGACAGCACUUACUGCUGCUUCUUUCUGGCAGAAGAAAAGCAUGGAAAGAAGAGCUUCCUUUGGAGUUUGAGGUGACCAGAAUGAAAACCAAAUGGGAGGGUAAAGCGCUUCUUCCAUGGAGUUAUUUUCCACCAUGCACUGACAAGUUCAAUGCCUUUGCAAUUCAUGGCUCAGGAGAAGAGAGAAAAUAUGAAGCACUUUAUCCUGUGCCUCCACAUGAACGGCAGGAAGGACAGGAACCAGAUUUUCAUCGUUUGGAAUUUUUCAAGGACUUGAACCUGAAAGAACUGACAGGAGAAGACUGGAAGCAGCCUGAAUCAGAUAUAUGGAAAUCUCUCAUUAAGUGAAUGGAUUGAGGCAUAAAUUUUUGUAAAGUUGAAGUUGGCUGAAGCUGUAUGGAAACAACAGCUUCCUCAUUCUGAGCAGAGGUUGUAGAUACCAGAUUAGCAAGGCUUUCCUUCACGCUGAAAUCAUGGAUCAGUUUGGAAAUCCACUGCAAAGCAUGUGGAUCUGUUGAUUCUAAAUGGAUGAAUGGCUUGUGUUUAAAUCCACCUGGGUAUGGAGUUUUUCAUGUGUGCAAGGGAUGAAUCUGCUGCUGCCAGUGAAGGAGGAAAAAUGUGCUAAAAUUGCAUCUGUGUUUUCAUGAGAGCUCAGAAGUCUGACAAGGCCAAUACCUGGACUGAAAUCUUCUGAUUUCCAAGAGUUGCUGCAUUGCUGCUGUAUUUUCACUGCUGCUUGUUUGUUUGUUGACUGCUGAAUGAGAUCCUUAUGUGCCUAGAUUUUUUUUGCUUACAAUCAGGAGGAAGAAUGCCUUUUUCAGGAACACAGAAGAAAGUAGGUAUCAAGGAUUUUGGAAGCUCAGUACUUGCCCUGCAAGAGGUAUAACACUUCCCUUUCCUGUCUGUUCCUGUGCCUGAAGUUUUCUCUUGCUUAAUGCCAAAGGGGGAAAUUAUUCUGUCUCACAGACCUCUGUGUGGAGUUUCUAAUGGUGUUUAGGUGCAGAGGAUAGAUUUACAAAAGGUUUUAUGUAUUUUUCAGGUGAAGUUUCUGGGACAAAUCAUGCUUAGUAAAAUCUUGUGGUAUAGUUGUGUGCAUGCAGAAGUGGGUUUUUUCUGAGACUUGUCACAUCACUUUAAGAAUUAGUCUCAGAUGUCUGAGAAUUUUUUUUUUUUGCAUGCCACUGAGGGCUGGAGAUACUCUAGGUGUAUAUUUUCUAUGUAUAGGCAUGAGUCAUUUUAAAAAUAGUGAGUAUUCUUAGCUGGCAACAUCUUAUCCGUAAACCCUCAAAUGAUUUACAAAUUACACGUGCCUUUUUGUUAUCUAGCAUAGCAAUUGCUGCUUGAUUGUGGCUGCUGAUUUAAUCUUAUAUAAAUUAACUUAGAAAAUGUAAAGCUUGCCCACUAACCAGAUCCUUGCUAGUAUGCAAUAAUAAACACAUUCUGAUGGUCCUAUUUUCUUUGCUGUCUUUCUUUUCUAAUUUUAGCUGUAGGUUCUGCCUGAGAAGCAAAGGAGGUGGGAAUGUCCCACCUUUGUGUAGAAUAUCUCAGUGUGGUUAAUACCUGAGAUAGGAUGUAACUUUGCAGUUUUUCUGUAGCUUUAGAUUCCCUCUUGUAGUUCCAGUUUUAUAGAACUGUGCUUUCAGAUUUGAAGAUAUUACACUUUUUCUGUGGCAGGCUUUAGCAUGUCAGUGCACUCAGCCAUCCAAUUGCUGUUGCUCUGUUUCCAAUUAGACAAUGUAGGUUCCUUGCUGUAAAGUGCCAUCUGUUGAAAAUUGUAAGUAUUGUACAUUUCAGUUGUUUGGCUUCUUUUUUGCCUUCUAUCCAUGUACAGUUUUCUAUAGAAUGGCAUCAGUCUGAAAUACUGAGUAAUUGAAUAAAUGUUGAUUAAAGUAUCAUCUAGACAUUGACAUCUCAAAGCUGCUUUGAAAAUUUUAGUCAAAACCAAAAUGUCAUUUUGCAAAACUUUUAGACUUUAUUUAAAAAACUUUGUCAAAAAAGUGUGUGCAAAGAUUCAAAAUGGGUGUACUACUUUUCUCACAAAGGUUGUUUUCAUAUGAGGAAUGAUACUUUUACAUAAAGGACAGUAAAUAAAAAUUUUUAUUCAUCUCAUGCUUAUUCUUACUUCAAACUGACUGCUUCAGAUUUGAUUUUGGAUGUAAAUGAUGAACUUGGAGGUAAAUAGAUUACUUUCCCUAAAUAAGUAAUUUAAAGUAAAACCAUUGUCUUUGCAGUACAAAAUGCAAUGCUAGGUGCCCCAGAAAAUGGAAAUUUUCGGACAGACUUUAUUCAGGACCUGUGUUACAGCAUGCAGCCAUUUUUUGGUUCACUUGUGUGUUUCUGAGCUUUAAGUGUCUGUUUGAACUGUGAGUACUGGGGGCCAGUUGUAGUCUCUUUCCUGAACUGUGCCUCAAUUUUUGAUGACAGGAGGAAAAUGACAAAACAAACUCUGUUCUGUAUGAUAAUGAUAGUGUGUUCAUUACUUGUGAACUUAAACUUGAGAACCAGAAUUGUACAUGGCUCAAUCCUCCUUAUAAUGUCAGUCAGUCUCUUUAGGGCUGGUGUUUGAAAACAUCUUAUUUUGCAUUCCCAAAGACCUUGUUCUUUAUGCUUCUUGCCACUAGGUGGGAGAAGAAGGUUGUCUAAACUGUGCCUUGGUGCUUCCAGCCUAUUUAUCCUUAACCAGAUUCAUUCCUUCUUGCUAUAUACUUGAUUUUAGAAAAAGGAUAUUUCAGUCAAGCUGAUGGUGGCUUAUUUUGGUUUAUUUGAGACAUUUUUGUUGUAAGAAACACUUGUCAUGCUGUGUAGUUACAGUUCUUAUUUUUGCUUUCUUGCAGGGCUAUUUUCAAAAAUAAUUUUUGAGACAAAAUCAACAGAAGAUAAAUUCCAUGAGGUGUCAGUCAAUCUGUAGUGUAAAAGUAGUUUUGUGAUGUUCAAAUGAUUUAAAUGUUAUUCUGGAUUUUAUUUUUUUGCAAAUGUCUUGGAUAGUCUCUGGCAAACUUUCCAAGAGAGUUGUUUUGAAUUCUGAAGGAAUUUAUUUCUUUCAAUACAGCCUGAUCUGUGAGAGGUGGUGUGCCACUUCAAGGGUGAGGCUUCAGUGGCUCGAGCAACCUGCAGUGAAGCUUGGUGAAACAACGUGAAACCUGUGGCUUAAGAGGGACAGAAAAUUCUUUUUCUUCAAUACAAAAAUGCAAAAAAAAAUUUUUUAGGUAAAGAAAACUUGAAUGGUAAUGUGUGCUACUGGUAGAAGUUAUUUGUACCUUAAAUACAAAGCUGGAGCAACUUAGGCUGUCAGGUAACAUCUAAUAUUUUGUGUAAUGGUCCUGCACAGUGGGGUUUUCUUUUGUAUGCAAAAGCUCUUAACAGGAAUAAAAUUUUGCUCAUUUUUUUGUAUAUUUAAAAAUAUUUUUUUCUGAUAUGCCAGGUCAGAUAUUAGAGCUAGGAAGCUCUGAUUUCAUUCAGGACUGUGUACAUUUUGACUGUAAUGGCUGAUAUAGCUACUGCAUUAUCUGUUCUCUGAGUGAGUUAAUAUUUGUACUGCCCAUGAUUAUAAGUUACUGCUGAAUGUGAUGUUGAAGUACUAAAGGAUGCAUGCAGUUCCUUUUUUCCAGGCUGUUUUGUGGCUCUGAAAGGCACAUCACAGAAUGUUUUGUUGUGUUUUAUAUUCUGACCAUGUAAAAAUCCUUCUGAAAUGUGAAUGGCA
Molecule: messenger RNA, 4145 nt
Organism: Cyanistes caeruleus (blue tit)
Lineage: Eukaryota; Metazoa; Chordata; Aves; Passeriformes; Paridae
Gene: C5H4orf33
Product: chromosome 5 C4orf33 homolog
Source: RefSeq, a predicted model, not a curated record